Astrephomene gubernaculifera is the source of this 1943-nucleotide messenger RNA. NCBI's taxonomy places the organism in Eukaryota, Viridiplantae, Chlorophyta, Chlorophyceae, Chlamydomonadales, Astrephomenaceae. The record is from the annotation of a GenBank genome assembly.
GUCGGAGUUUUGGGGAGCUCCCGGCGGACUUUUUCAUCGUGCGGGGAGCGGCUGGAGCUGGUCGAGAGGUUCCCUCCGACCAUCCUGCCUUCUGGCGGGAGGGCUACCUCGCCCUGUGCAAACCCACUGCGACCACCGCUGCAACCCCCACCUCCGCCUCCACCUCCGUCACGCCAGCAGCAGCAGCAGCAGCAGCGCCGGGCACCUCCGCCGCAUCCUCCGGCCCUGCUACCGCUACCGCUGCUGGGCCCAUGGCAGCAUCAACAGCAGCGACAGCAGCAGCAGCAGCAGCAGGGAGUUCAGGAUCUGGAUCUGGGUCCUCAUCCUCGUCAUCCUCCUCGAUGUCGUACUUGUGUCCUCCCUUUUUGGAGCCGCUGGUACCCAGCAUCAUGGCAGCAGGCAAGUCCCUGCGUCUUCGGCAGCGAGAGGCCGACAGCGUGGAGGCAGCCGCCAGCGCCACGGCAGGGUCCGCAGGGCCCGGCUAUGGCGCCAGCGGAUCUUCCGUACUGGAUCUCGUUGCCCUCGAAGAAUCGUACGCCAUGUACGGAUUAUCUCCUGCAUCAGAGUACGACAUGUCGUACUACGGCGCUGUGGGAAGCGGAAGCGGCGGUGUUGCGCGGUGGGGCAGUGGCGGAAGGGACCUCAAGCGGAGCCUCAUGGAACGGCUCCUGCCGUACCUUGUCCCGUCGAUAGCAACUGCCGUACAACCGCAUGCAACAACCGUAACAACUGCUGGAGGCAUGCCGUACAAUGGCUUAGUUUCCGACUUGGAUCGCGCAAUGGAUGAUGACGAGGGCGUUGGCGGCGGCAACGGCGGGGUUUGGGGAACUCCACCCCGAUUGUCAGCGGCAGUGGCAGCCCCGCUGCAUGCGGCUGUCACUCCGCCAAGGCAACCCGCGGCAACGGCAGCUGCGGCAGCGCGAGACCCAGCGGCAGCGGCAGGGGCCACCGCCACAGCUGCCAGCGGCCCCGGACUCCUGUGGGACCGCAUGGCUUCGUCUGCUGCCCGGCUGAGGGCCCUAUGCCACCCCAACAGCAGUAACAACAAUGACAAUGGUGGCGUCAGUGGCAGCAAUGGGAACUCCGACGGUGUGUCGUACGGCCCCGGCACGGCAGCUGCGGCACCUCGAGGUACGACAGCCGCCGCAUGUCAUGGAUUUGGAUCUAGAUCUCCGGUUUCACCGCUGGAUGUUGGUUUCGGAGCCGGCGACGGUGGCGGUCACGGCGGUAGCGCUGCUAGCAGCCCUGGACUACAUGUUGUCGUACAUCGGCAGCAGCAGCGUCAUGAGAAUGAGGAGGAGGGUGAUGUUGAUGCGGUGGCAGUGGUGGCGGCGGAGGUGGGUGGCUGGUGGCCCCACCGCUGUGAAGCACUCAUGCGGACAGGAACUACGUCAUCAUCAUCUUCAGCGGCGGCGGCAGCGGGACACCUACCGUUAGCGUCGUACGGCAAGGGUCGUGGCGGCUUUGGCGGCGGCGGUGUUAACAGCGGCGGUGGCGGGUGUUGGAGCUCACCCCUGUCUGGUCCCUGGCUCCGCAUGAGGCAGUGCCUGCGUGCCGGGCCGCACUACGCCUCCCUGCUCAGCCCCCCUCCUCACGCCGGCAGUGCAGCUGCCAGCGGAGGCGGCCGCCACCCCCACCUCGCUGCCUUGGCUGCCGCCGCCGCCGCAGCUGCUCGUAACGCCUACCAGCACUCCGCCCUGGACCUGCUGCUGCUGCAUGCAUGCGGACUGGCGCUGCCCUCGGCCUCGCAGGCAGCUCUGCCGGCAUCGCUGCAGCUGCUUACAGCUGCAACCCCUGCUGCUGACGGUGGUGACGGUGGGGGUGACGGUGGAGGUGACGGUGGGGUUGGCGGUGUUGCGGUUCUGGGUCUGCCGCACCCGCAGGAGCUGCUGCAGCGGGGCCUGCUGGAGCCGCUGCAGGACCGGGCGGACCACAUCAACGAU